Messenger RNA from Meyerozyma guilliermondii ATCC 6260, 876 nucleotides. It is a transcript of the gene MMS21, whose product is annotated as SUMO ligase. Bases 1 to 876 code for a protein of 291 amino acids. Gene Ontology annotation, biological process: double-strand break repair via homologous recombination; protein sumoylation. Gene Ontology annotation, molecular function: SUMO ligase activity; zinc ion binding. The record is from RefSeq and is a predicted model, not a curated record. The transcript has a single exon. Gene Ontology annotation, cellular component: Smc5-Smc6 complex; nucleus. Lineage: Eukaryota; Fungi; Ascomycota; Pichiomycetes; Serinales; Debaryomycetaceae.
AUGGCCAACCUUCAUAUCAAUGCCAACUUGCCGCUGUAUAUCCCUCUCCACCACGAGUUAGUGCGCGAGUUCGAGACCGCAGAUUCCAACCACCUGCUGGUGCUUCAGGAAGUACAGAACGCGAUCGACGACGUAUCGGCCCAGGGAAAAGCUUAUAUAGACUUUGUACUUAGCGACGACAAUCGGGCCCCAGUGCAGGUAAACCAGGAUACCCUCAAUACUUUACUCACCACAUUGCGCCAGCAUAUAGUCAGCAAGUAUGAGUUGGAGUGCUGGAAGCAGUCGGCCCACCAGGCUCGCGCAAGGAUCAGAAAUCAGCAAAGAAACGAGCCAGAAUUGACGGUAGAAACCAUGGACUUGUAUCGCGAAUAUGGUGAAAAGCGCCAGUUUGCCGAUGAAAUAAUUCACGAUUACCAAGACGACAAAGAGUUGAAACAGCAAGAACGAACGAUGGACCAAGUUGUAAACACUUAUGACACAUACGUGCAACUUCGAAACUUGGUUUACAUUCUUCAAGACCCUUCCAAUCCUCUUCCCACCGAUGCCGAUAACGAAGACGAUGUAGCUGUUGCAGGUGGAAAGAUUUCGUUGAGGGACCCCCUUUCCCUUGACUACUACGAGGAGCCGGUAAUAUCGCGGAAAUGCAUGCAUGUGUUUUCCAGAGCCACCAUUCACCAGUAUCUCGCUGGAUCAUCUGGUCGUCUGGGUAAAAAUUGUCCAGUCGAUGGCUGCGAAGCAACGAUCAGUUUCAACGACUUGAAACCCGAUCUGAUUCAUGGGCGCUCCGCAUGCAAAAGUGUUCACGGAAACGGCGGGGCGGGGAGCCAGAGAAAAUAUAGAAACGGAUAUAAAAAUAUUGAUAGUAACUUCCGGUAA